UCUUAUAUUGUCCUCUUUGUUGUCGUCCUCAAAGAACUAUCUUGUCCCUAAAAAACAGCUUCUCUGCAAUGUCCCCGUGCUGAUCAGAGCCGUCUCGGACGGACGACAGUACAGCGAAACACACACCCGUCUCUGCAUCCUCCGUUAUGUCUUGGUGUUGUGAGUGAAUUGAACGUGGACGAGGGACAACAUGCGGUUGUGGACAACAUCAUGGCGCUGGGUGGCGUUGGUGCUGUUGGCCUGGGCGAUGCUGCUCUUCUUUAUGGGCGGCCAUCUGGUGCGUGAGAGCCAGCACACGCAUGAAACCACACACACGCGACGAGAGCUCGCCAACAUCCUCACCAAACUCGAGCGCCUUAAACAGCAGAACCACGAGCUGCGGCGGAUGGCACAGGCUCUAAGGAUUCCUGAAGGACAGUCCGUUAAACCCGUCUCUGCCGGUCGGGUACGGUUAUUAGAGGAGCAGCUACACAGAGCCAAGCAGGAGAUCCGCAACUAUCAGAGAGUGUUUGGAGAUGUAGGCCCGGGCCGUGUGCAAGAGGACUACAGGAGGAAGGUGGAAAGAGGCGUGAGGGAGUUUUGGUAUUUUCUGCGCAGCGAGGUGAAGAAGCUGAGCCACGUGGAUCCAGCUGCGCUGCAGACGCACACCGACACACUGCUGCAUGAUCUCGGCCACCAGCAGAGGUCCAUCAUGACAGAUCUUCACUAUUUGAGUCAAGCUGAUGGAGCAGGAGAUUGGAGGGAAAAGGAAGCCAAGGAUCUGUCCAAUCUGGUGCAGAAUAGGAUUUCCUACUUGCAGAAUCCUCCAGACUGCAGUAAAGCGCGCAAGUUGGUGUGUAACAUUAAUAAGGGCUGUGGUUACGGCUGCCAGCUGCACCAUGUGGUUUACUGCUUCAUGAUUGCAUACGGCACCGAGCGCACACUUGUACUCGAGUCCCACAGCUGGCGUUAUGCUCCUAAUGGGUGGGAGACCGUGUUCAGACCACUGAGCAAUACCUGCACUGAGCGAACAGGAGCAUCCAACGGACACUGGACAGGGGAAGAUCAUGAUCGGGAUGUGCAGGUGGUGGAGUUGCCCAUCGUGGACAGUCUUCACCCCCGACCCCCCUACUUGCCCCUGGCCAUCCCUGAGGAUCUGGCCCCACGGCUUCAUAGGCUGCAUGGAGACCCCUCCGUCUGGUGGGUGUCUCAGUUCGUCAAGUACCUGGUCCGUCCUCAGCCGUGGCUAGAGAAAGAGAUGCAGGAGGCUGGCAUCAAACUGGGUUUCAAACACCCCAUCAUCGGUGUGCAUGUGAGGCGAACAGAUAAAGUGGGCACCGAGGCGGCGUUCCACCCCAUUGAGGAGUACAUGCUUCACGUAGAGGAACAGUUCCAGCUUAUGGCCCAGCGCAUGCAGCUGGAUAAAAAGAGAGUGUAUUUGGCAACUGAUGACCCCUCACUGUUACAGGAAGCCAAGACCAAAUACCCCGAUUACGAGUUCAUCAGUGACAAUUCCAUCUCCUGGUCAGCUGGACUGCAUAACCGCUACACAGAGAACUCUCUCAAGGGAGUCAUCCUGGACAUCCAUUUCCUGUCCCAGACUGACUUUCUAGUCUGUACAUUCUCCUCACAGGUGUGCCGUGUGGCAUAUGAAAUCAUGCAGACUCUUCACCCAGAUGCUUCAUCAUACUUCUACUCUCUGGACGACAUCUACUAUUUCGGAGGGCAGAAUGCUCACAACCAGAUUGCCAUCUAUGCACAUCGGCGGCGCACUGCCGAGGACGUUGCCCUGGAGCCUGGAGAUGUUAUUGGUGUUGCUGGAAACCACUGGGACGGUUACUCCAAAGGACUGAACCGCAGACUGGGGCGCACUGGCCUCUAUCCAUCUUACAAAGUGAAAGAGAAAAUCGAGACAGUGAAAUACCCCACCUAUCCCGAGGCAGACAAACUGCUCAACUCAGAAAAUAGAGGGAAAUAGACUGAAAGAGACAGUAAGAGACUUUAAAAACACAGGGAGGCAUGAAGAGACUGAGACAGAUAGAGACAAAGACAGGAUGAGAAUAAUCCCAAAGUAUUUUUUUUCCUGUAUAAAACCGAUAAAUAAUGAUAAAGGAGAGAAAAUAAGACAAUUCACAAAGAGAUACAUGCUGUGAAUGUGUGUGUAUGUGUGUAAGUUACAAAAGAUGAUGUCAAAAGACACGGAGACAGAGAUAGAAAGAAUAGCUGGAAAGUCAUUGAAAGAAACAAAAGGUAUGCAAAGAACAAUAGAGAAAAAAAAUUUAGAUCAAAUUAUUAAACCUAUAGAGAUAAAAAAAGAGAUAUGUAAAGAGACAAAAGAAGGCAAAUAAAAUGAGACAGAGACAAAAAAGAUAGAAAAAGGAGACGGAGAUACAGAAAAUGACAGAAUUAUACAUAAAGAGGUUAAAGGGGAAGAGACAAGGACAGAUAAAAGAGAAUGGAGGAAAAGCAUGCCAUAAAAGACACAAAAUGAGAUUUAACGCAAGAAGCAGGAGGAUGGAAAAAGACUUCGAUACACACAAAGACAGAAAAAGAUAGACACAGUAGAGAGACAUCAGCGACAAGGAUGGAAAUAGAGAAAGAUGUAAGACAAAUUUAGACUGAGAGAAGGACAAGAAGAUUAAGAGAGAGAAAAGACCCAGGAAUUGAGAUGUUGGCUGACAUGGAAAAAGACCAAAAAAAAAAAAAAAAAGACCUAGACAACAAGAAUAAUCAACUUUGGGACUCGGGAAGGACGGACAGCGUAAACAUUUGGAAGAAUGGACACAUUGAGGACAGUGCUGUGUGUAUGUUUAUGUGUAUUUUUACUCAUUGAGAAAAGAUGAAGAAGAAUAUUCUGAUGUAAAAUAUCCCAACUAUCCUGAGGCAUACAAGCUGCAGAUUACAGAAACAACAACCUAUACCGAGUCUGCUGAGACGGGAUGGAUAAUGAGACGUAAUCCACAGAGACAGACCGAGGAUACGUGCUUGUGUUUUGACUUAGCGCAGCCUCCUUAAUGACUCUGUAUGGCAGGAGGUGGAGUGCGUUUCUCCGACUGCAGGCUAUUUGGACUCGGCAACAGCUGAGCAUGAUUUACAAACCCACAGCUCUGCCUCACUUCAUGGUUUUAUUGUUAUUUAAUUGUCCCAGGGUGGUUUUAAGUCAUUUUUAAUCUUGUCUUUUAAUCUCUCUUGCCUGUUUGAUCACUGAUCACGAUGAAACUGGGGAAGAAGGCGAACUAAGGAGAUAGAAAGACAUAGCAAGGCUAAUUAUUAGGGUGCUUCUUAUUUCUUUAAUUGUACUUCAUUGUUUUAUUUCCUUGCUUCUUAGUUCCCACCUUUAAGGAUUUGAGGUAAGAUUGCAAGGGGGAAAAACAACAACAGAGGAAUGGAUGCCAAAACACUGUGCCAUGUCAGAUAUACUAUGAAUCAACACGAAUUAUUGAUGACUUGUGGUCCAGCAUGUUUUCACCUGUACAAUAUUUACUCAGUUAUCAUCACUGACCUGGUAUGUCAGUGCCCAUUUAUUAACUUUGUAGCCACUGUUUCAUUAUUGAUAGUAUUUACGUAAUGUUUUGGUUCUUAUCUUUUUUGUUUUAAUCAUGCACUGAAAAAAAGGAUUGAAUUUAUGGAGUCUGAAUGCGUACGUUGGUUUGACAUGAAUGAAUGACAUUAACUCAGAUUGCUUUCUCCAUGCAUCCAUUCACCCAAGCUCAGGAUCAAACCAAGGACUCUAGCAUUGUGACAUAGUUACAUUAUACGCUGUGCUAUUAUCAUUCAUAAAAAAAAAAAAUUCCUGUCGGCACUAACAUCCUUGUGAAACUUUAAAACAUAUAUUUUGACCACAUUAAUAUUAUGAAAAUUAAUCACAGUCACUCUACAUACUUCCAACUAGUGGACUGUAUGUGUUUACAUGAAAUUUUCUAUAAACAUGACACAAAACUAUAUAUAAAGUAUACCGCCUGGCCAAAAACUGAAAAAUAUUAUAUUUUGUUGGACAACCUUAUGAAAUGUUACAAUAUUUAUUUCCGAGUUGCAUUUAUUUUCAGCCGGGAUAUUGAUGGUGAGUCAAACCACUCUAUAAAGUCUUGUCCAUCUCAAAGACAUUAAGGAUAGGACUGUGGCCUUGUUCAAACUGCAGGCAAAUCCGAUUGACUGUCUACAUUGUAAUGUAAAAGUGAACAGAUCAGACUUGGCUCUAUUCAAACUGGCAGCCCAAAUCUGACACGCAUUGGUUGCUGGAGCGAUGCCGGAGACUCGCAUGCAACGUUAUUUCCUAAUAUCACUUUUAGCUUUCCCUGUACUGAUGAAUCCCCAAAGUGCUAUCAGACACUUCACAUCAUGCUCUGUCCAGAGACUAUUGUUGUCCAUUACAAUACUGCGAUUAAGCCAGCUACUCUUCCUGAAGACAUGGUUAAUGUAGCUGUAAGGAAGACUUCAAGGGCGCAGCUUUAGUGGAAACUAAACUGAAACUUAACUGAAAAAGACCUUCCGCUACCUCAGCACAGCAUAGCACUUAACUACAAAAUUAUGUAUAUGUAUAUAUUUAUUGGAUUCAUUACAUUCAGGUUAUCAGCUGACCUUAUUUUAUUGCCACAGAUCAUCAAACUGUCUCCUUGGGCUUGUACAUUGGGCAUCAUGGAUAAUAGGUGGAUCACUUACCCUGAUGUGCCCACUGCCCUGGAAUAGGAACAAUCUGGACUCAUUCAACCACAUGACCUUGCCAUUGGAUGCUGCCUACCAAAUUAAACUUCUUUCCAUGAUUCUACUCGCUAACAAGUGGUCUUCUUAUGGCCAUGCAGCUGUUUAGUCCCAGUUCUGUCCUCCUUGUGGAUGUAAAAAUGCUCUCACUAUUAAACAUACAGUAGCUGUGAUUUUUACUGUCGGUUUUUACGAUAACACUGUACCAGUAGUUUAAGUCGCUGUCUAAUUCACUAAAGUGAUUUUUUUCUUUUGCAAGGUUGAUGGUUCAGCACUAUCCUUCCAGGUUUUAUUAAUGCACUGGACAUUUCUUAACCCAACUCCAAUAAUUUCAGCAAUCUCCUUAUUUGUUUUAUUUGCUUGAUCCAGGGCAGGGAAUAAUUUCACUAUACUGAAACAUGGUAAAAAAAAUUCCAUGACGACGAGAAACGUCUUCUGAGGAGCUACUCGCUGCACUAGUUAGUGUUAGAUGAAUUGUUGCCAGCUGAAACAUAUUAAUCACUGUAAUAAUUAUCCAAUGAAAGGCUCUUAGGUAUUUUCUUAUGUAAAUUCAAACAGCUAUUUCUUUUUCCUUCUUUUUUUUUUUUUGGCCAGGCGGUGCAUUUUUGUGUAAACUAUACAUAAUAUUUUCAGUUACAUCUAACCACAUAUUUUCUUUUUCUGUGUGGGUGGUUUUAUGAAAAUGUGCACCAUGUCACACAUGGCUUAUGGCACACAUGCCUUCCUCCUCACUCAGAAUGCUUCUGUGUGCAUAUAAAGAAUUACUAAUUAGUCAUACUCAGCAUUCUUGGAGGCAGUGGAGCAGGCACUCAAGAAGGUACCUUCUAUUGACUUCAUAAUGAUUCAGUGGAACUUCAUUGCUUAUGCCAGGAACAAUGGAGAUACUUAGACAGGAAUUCUGUGCCAAGAAAUGAUUUUCAAUACUAAACACUUUUGUUCAAACAGAAGGCUGAUCAUAAAUGUAUUUGCUACCAGAGUCUCUUGGAUUUUGUGUUUCAUGAGUUUUAAGAUGAUGUGUUUUAAUCAAUAGAUAAAGAGAAGAGCCAUUAACACAAUAGUGAGUUGAAUUCAUCACUCAGAUUGCCGGCCAGGUUUAUGGAAAGAUUCCUGGAAAGCAUUGUUUGGGACCUUUAGUUUGGGGGAGCGCAUAAAGUAACUAUUAACCAAAUUCAAAUUCUCAAUCAUAGAGCCAAAGGAAUGAAGCUGUGGCCUUCUGAUUUAGUUGAGAAUUAGGAGAGUGAGAAGGGCUUUUGCAUAAGCGGGUGGAUGAUCAGUCAUGGGAUUUGGAGAGGCCAUGGGAGAUUUGUGGUGGCCAAAAAUGAUCUGGCUAACUGUUCUGUGAGUAGGCAAAAGCGGAUAAGAGAUUAUUCACCAGCUUUGUUAAGCACAUGCAUAGGAGUGUUGACCUCUACAGGGGAAACUGUUUAGUAAUGGUUGGAGCACUUUCAGACUUUUUUAUAACCCUUUUGGCAUUCCAUCUCUUCAGGAUAUGGUGCUCGAUAUCUCUGGGGUUCCAUUAUUUUGGAUGAGGUUACUAUGGUGGUUGAAGUCAUAGCAUGAAAGCUGCAGAGGUGGAUGGGAUUUAGUCUAAAAUACUGAAGGGUUUAGACAAGGUUGAGGUGACAUGGUAACAUGCCUCUUAAAAAAUUGCAUCAAGAUCUAAGGGCAGGGUGCUUGUAAUGGUAAAGUUCCUUGGUCUUGCUUACAUUUUUAUUUAAUACCAGUAUGGGUGUAUUACAUUUAUAGAAUGAUAUUCGCCAGCCUUCAAGCCAAAGUGCUCUGGAGACAUGUCUUUACAGAACUUUUUCAGCUUUCCCUCGGCUGAAGAACAAUGGACCAGCUUCUUUAUUCUAGUGAGGGGUCAUGUAAGUAAGAUAACCCAGGGUUGUGUGGAUUUGGGGGUACAGGAGGUAUUGCAGAAUUAUGGAGUAUUUUGGAUUACUACUUCUUACAAUCUAUUCUGCAUACAUAAGCAGGUCAUGCUCUAACCAUUAAGUUAAACCUGUUUGGUGUGGUGAAAAACUCCAUGAAGGGAGUUCUGUCUCUUCUGUGUGGUUUACAUGUAAAGUAAUUUCCAUUAUGGGAAUAAUGGGAUGCUCAGUCAGGUCAGACCUCAUGUCUGGUGGAGAUGUUGGGAUCUUAUUAAUGAGUAAUUUAAAGUAAAUCAAAUUAGAUUUUAAGUUGAUCAAAAAAAGAGUCUACACUGUUACACUGUUUUUUGUGGGACAAAAAGGAGCUCAGUUUGAGGACAGAAUUUUCUGUUUAUGUCCCUAUUUUCACCCAUGAAAACAAGCUGUGUGGAGUGAAAUAAAAAAAUUAGUAGAACUGUUGGAAAUGAGUUUCUUGACAAUCUGGGAAAACCUCAGAGCAGCGAUACUGCUCUGUCAGGUUGAGUGAAGGUAGUAUGAUGGUGCUAAACCCUGAUUAUCUCUUGCUAGAGCUGUAUGACUCAUGUUUCAUUGGAUAAAGUCUCCAUUGCAAACCAAGGCCUUACUUGAGUGAUUAUAUUUCUCAGUCGGCUUGGGAAUAUCUAUAGAGCUCCCAAAAAGAGGUGUAGGCAGUCCCUUGUGAUAGAGUAGUCUGGGAUCACUUUCUCAAUCUAGUGCCAGUUUUAAAGGCACAAGCUAGGUACUGUAAUAUACUGUGGGUUUAAGAAGACAAUGAAUUGUCAAUUAUAGUACUGGGAAGCACCCUAAAAUAUGUGGAGAACCUAGUUGAACUUAAAUUAAAUGGAAUGGGAAGAUAUCUGCAUCAAGGAGAAAUAAAGACUAAGUAAAAAUAAAUAAAAAGCUCUAGGUAGUGUAUAAAGAAUUCAGGUAAAUAAGAAGUAUAAAGUAAGUAAAAUGAGAGGACUCCCUUGUGGUCUAGUGGCUAGGGUUCAGUGUUAUUUCCACCACAGCCCAUAUUUAAUUCCCGAUAAGAAAAUUGACUUUUGGGAGCAGUGGGGGCUCAAACAGUUACUGAUGGUUUAAUGAUUGGAAGGUCGGUGGUUCAAGUCACUGUUCAGCCUUUGAGCAGGACCCUUAACCCUGACUAUAUGCAUUGUAUCCUGGCUGACCCUAUGUUUCCUAAAUGGGAACAAUUUAAUGUUAAUCUGGGGAGAAAUUAUAAUUUUGAAACUAGAAAUGAUAAAAAUUGACAACUGGGGGCCUACAAAUGAAAAAAAAAAAAAACAAGCACUGAUUCUGCUUUUAAACAUCGUCUUUUAAAUGUAUUUUCAUUCAGUCAUUGUUGCUUUUUUUCACCACCUUGGAAUUACAUGUGACCUGUAAAAAAUUAUGGUGGAAAACUGUAGAUGAUGUGUUUUAUAAGCCAGCCAGUUAGGUGGAUAAAAAAGACAAGAUGGAAAUAUGAUCAAACUACUUAAAUACCAGCGUAAAUUGCGGAGAACUGUCCAGUUAUGUGUGGACUAAUAUUCUCAUAAGCAUGCUUAAAUUAUGUUCCUCUCUUCCUCUCAGUACAUGACUUAAACACGAUGGAACAAAUGGGGAGAAUCAGGACUCUUCAAUUGUAUCAACUUGUUUACUUACAGUAUAGAUUUAUCACUAUUUGCUCAGUAGGUUUUUAUUUAUUUAUUUAUUUAUCCUUUUUUUUUUGCGCAAUUACCCAGGCUGGUUAAUUAAAAGAAAAAUGUGACUAUGUUUUGUGUAUGCUAAAUGAAAUUAGCAAUACAUACUGUAUAUCAGGCCUAGGAACUAGAAGCAAUUAGGAAACUAAGAAUCUAGGGAGAACAAAAGAGAACUAGUAAACUAGAAAUAGCAUAUAGAGAGUGCUCAGGAACAAGUUAACAGGUAACCAUAGAAGUAGGGAAAUAAAAAUGAGAAUUAAGUUGAAGUGUGAAACAAGAAAUAGGAAAUUUGAUAACCGUACAACAAAAACAAUAUUACACAAAUUGCAAGAGAAAAAGCAAGCAUUAUUAAAAGAAAUGCCCACAAGCAUUCAUGAAAGACAGUAAGUAGGAAAGCCUCUGUGGCACUAAUCAAAUUAUUGUUUAGAAAAAUAUGGAUUUUUAUCCUAAAGUACCCAUGUGCCCCUUUAAAAGCUCAUGUGUGUUUUUAUUAAUUUAUCUUUCUACUUGCUGUAAUCUCUUCAGUAUUUCAAUCCAAGAUUUAUAUUUAUUUUAUAAUGAAGAAUAUUCUGAAUCACCAGAGAACGUUUUCAAAAGAGAUGAUCUUUUCCUACUUUAUGUUCCACGGUAUUGUGUUUGAUACACCACAGAUCAA
This is a messenger RNA of Clarias gariepinus (North African catfish), 8900 nucleotides long. RefSeq names its product fucosyltransferase 8b (alpha (1,6) fucosyltransferase) (gene fut8b). The record is from RefSeq and is a predicted model, not a curated record. The transcript is spliced from 9 exons. Gene Ontology annotation, biological process: protein N-linked glycosylation. Lineage: Eukaryota; Metazoa; Chordata; Actinopteri; Siluriformes; Clariidae. Gene Ontology annotation, molecular function: glycoprotein 6-alpha-L-fucosyltransferase activity; protein binding. Gene Ontology annotation, cellular component: Golgi cisterna membrane. Bases 191 to 1957 code for a protein of 588 amino acids.